Dovyalis caffra is the source of this 840-nucleotide messenger RNA. The record is from the annotation of a GenBank genome assembly. NCBI's taxonomy places the organism in Eukaryota, Viridiplantae, Streptophyta, Magnoliopsida, Malpighiales, Salicaceae.
AUGUGUCCAGGUGUUGUUGGCCAAAAGAGCAUUGAACUCAUCACUCACGGCUUUACGCCAGAAGGACGCAAAGGUUUUAAGGAAGAAGAAGAGGCUAAAGAAGAAGAUGAGGGAUUUACCUACGAGGGACGAGAGAGCAUCAUUGGUGCGAGAGUUAGAACAAGGGGUAGUGGAGGAGGAGAUCGAAUUUGGGAAAAGAAGUAUGGAAUCGAGGAUAAUAAUUUGGAUGGCAAGUAUAAAGAUUGGCAGAAGAAAUUGCAUCCUGAUUUAGUUCAUUCAAAAUCUGAGAAAGAGAGAGAGUUUGCUGCAGAACAAUCUGCUAGGGUGAUUGAUGCGUACCGGACGCUAAGCAAUGCCCUGUCAAGGGCAAUAUACAUUCUGAAACUUGAAGGUGUAAAUAUUAACGAAGAAGAAACAGUGUCAGAACCAGAGCUGCUAGCUGAGAUUAUGGAAAUCAGGGAAGCAGUUGAAGAGGCACCUGACUCUCAGGCUUUAAAUGAGAUUAAGUCUUUGAUGCAAGAGAAAUUGCAAAAUUGGUCUAAUUCCUUUGCAAAUGCAUUCCGAGGCCGUAAAUUUGAAGAAGCUGUAAAAUGCAUCCGGAGAAUGACUUAUUAUGAACGUGUGAAUGAAGAAAUUGACAUCUUUGACCAAUCCUUAUGUCUCCAUCCUAUGGAUUUUGUUCCAAUUUGGGCAGUUCAGAAUGUCCUUCUCAAGUCAACAACACUCGAUUCCAAUUCAUUGGCUUCUCAUCUUCCACGAGAUUUAAUUUUGGUGGAAGACCCAGUGGAGACUGCUCGGUAUCAUGUCAUACAAAUGGGGAAAUCUGAAGCCAAGACAUGA